AUGUUCACUCUGCGACAAAUCCUUGACAAGUUCCGGGAGUACAACCUGCAAACACACCAUUUAUUCAUCGACUUCAAGGCGUCGUACGAUUCAGUCAAAAGAAAGGAACUUUGGAAAAUUAUGCUAGAACACGGCUUUCCGGCGAAGCUAAUAAGACUGAUUCGUGCAACGCUCGACGGAGCAAUAUCAAGCGUGCGAAUAGCUAACGAGACAUCUGAAGCUUUCGUUACGUUGGAUGGAUUGAAGCAGGGCGAUGCUCUCUCGAACUUACUGUUCAUCAUAGCGUUGGAGGGUGCUGCUCGAAGGGCAGGCGUGCAAAGAAACGGAACACUCAUCACUAAAUCGCACAUGCUGCUUGGAUACGCUGACGACAUCGACAUCAUUGGUAUCGAUCGUCGUUCAGCCCGAGCAGGGGAGGUGUGCUUGAAGGAGGAGCAGGUGCUCGACUGGCCAGGUCGGCAGACCAAUUCCCGUUUUUAUCUGAGCGGCGGCAAGGACAAGAAGCUGGGUACCGGCUUUAUCGUGCGGGGCAAGAUGCAGGAUCGCGUGUUCGGCUUCACGGCGAUCAGCGAGCGGAUGUGUAAGUUGAGGAUAAGAGGCCGUUUCUUCAACUACAGCAUCAUCAACGUGCACUGCCCCCACGAAGAAAAGACCGAUGAUUAG
Messenger RNA from Culex pipiens pallens (northern house mosquito), 663 nucleotides. RefSeq lists its product as uncharacterized. Lineage: Eukaryota; Metazoa; Arthropoda; Insecta; Diptera; Culicidae. The transcript is spliced from 2 exons. Bases 1 to 663 code for a protein of 220 amino acids. The record is from RefSeq and is a predicted model, not a curated record.